This is a messenger RNA of Pongo pygmaeus (Bornean orangutan), 349 nucleotides long. Its product is annotated as rho GTPase-activating protein 27-like. The record is from RefSeq and is a predicted model, not a curated record. The coding region runs from base 29 to 349 and encodes 106 amino acids. Lineage: Eukaryota; Metazoa; Chordata; Mammalia; Primates; Hominidae. The transcript has a single exon.
UGAGCCGCUCGCCUACGACUACCGGUUCAUGAGCGCGGCGGCGGCGGCGGCAGCGGGCCCCAACGGCCCCCGCGUGGAGCCCCGAGGCGAGGCCAGCUCCCUGUGCCGCCCUGCGCAGCGCCGCGCCGCGAGCCAGCGCAGCAGCCUGGCGCCUGGCCUGCCCGCCUGCCUGUACCUGCGGCCCACGGCGCCCGUGCGGCCCGCGCAGUCCCUGGACGACCUGACGCGCGCCGCCGUCUCGCCUCCCGCCGGCCACCUCGGAAGCAGCGGCAGCUUCAAGGCCUGCAGCGUAGCGGGCUCCUGGGUGUGCCUGCUGCCCCUGGCGCGCAGCGACUCAGAGAACAUCUAA